Myxocyprinus asiaticus (Chinese sucker) is the source of this 4382-nucleotide messenger RNA. RefSeq names its product leucine-rich repeat and fibronectin type-III domain-containing protein 2-like. Gene Ontology annotation, molecular function: protein binding. Gene Ontology annotation, cellular component: cell surface; postsynaptic density membrane. The record is from RefSeq and is a predicted model, not a curated record. The transcript is spliced from 6 exons. Bases 902 to 3247 code for a protein of 781 amino acids. NCBI's taxonomy places the organism in Eukaryota, Metazoa, Chordata, Actinopteri, Cypriniformes, Catostomidae.
UCCAGAGAGCAAGAUCAUAGUAUGCACAUGAUCAGUGCAUGCUUCCAAUGCUCUGGGCUCCUUUCAACAUAUUCUUUAUUAACCUAGCCUCGAUCUGUCCACUUUUCUUCAGGUAUUUUUGAAUAUCUACUUAGUUUGCAACCGGAAUUCCAAUUGCUUUAAUGGAUUCACAGCAAAACAAUGGAGAAACAGACAGCAAAUGAAACACCGGAAUAAAUGGGUGGCGUUCGGAGAGGAAUAACAAUUUUAAACAAACCUAGGAUAUGUGUUGCCUAAUCUAGAAGUGUGUGUGGUCGUUUUUGGCUCAACUUGGUGGAAACUACACAAGCAUGGUGUGUUAGGACUCCUGUUUCAGCGCUAGUCGUUGUGCAAAAUAAUGCACCUUGCUCCGUUUUUCUGCUUCUAGAAGAUGCGUUCUUGAAACGGUCGAUUAGGAACAUCAUUCAGAAUAAAGUGGAAUCAAAGCGAAUGGAUACGUUUCCAAUGAAUAAGAGAGUGAGAACCACAUUAUAGCGACCACGAGGAGGCUGACCCAAUGUGACUCUCCCCACCCUAGCAACCGGGCCAACUGGUUGCUUACAAAGCCUGACUGGAGUCACUCAGCAUGCCCUGGAUUUGAACUUGCGACUCCAGGUGAAAAAGUGACCCAAUGAGGCGGAAGAGUGCGAGUGCUUUAGCGGAGUUCUGGAACAGAAGUCACCUUGCCCCAGCUCUCCGAGAGCAGAAAUAGAGAGAGACAGACAUCUCUGAUUGUUUGUUGCCAGCAGGGAGACAGGAAGACUGGGAGGCUAUUUUUGGAAAACCAGGGUGUAAGCUGCUGUCUGAGAGUAUUUAAAACUGAGGCUGCAAGAAGAAACCAUAUGGCAGAAAACACAAUAUAGGUCCUUGCAUGUGAUUUACCAUGGCCAAAGUGCUCUGCAGCCUCCUUCUCCUGGGAAGUGCAGUGAUGAUUACCACCGCCUGCCCUAAAUAUUGUGUCUGCCAGAACCUCUCAGAAUCUUUGGGUACACUGUGCCCAUCCAAAGGCCUGCUGUUCGUGCCCCCUGACAUUGACAGAAGAACUGUGGAAUUACGCUUGGGAGGAAACUACAUUAUUAAGAUCACCCAACAGGACUUUACCAACAUGACUGGCCUUGUGGACCUUACAUUGUCACGGAACACCAUAAGCUUCAUCCAGCCCUUCUCAUUUGUGGAUUUGGAAACGUUACGUUCGCUGCACCUGGACAGUAACCGGUUGACAGAGCUGGGCCCAGAUGUUCUACGAGGCUUGGUGAACUUGCAACACCUCAUCCUAAACAACAACCAACUGACCCAUAUCUCCAAAGAAGCUUUUGAUGACCUGCUGCUUACCCUGGAGGACCUAGAUCUCUCCUACAACAACCUGCAGAGUGUGCCCUGGGAGGCCGUCCGGAAAAUGCUCAACCUACACCAGCUGAGUCUAGACCACAACCUCAUUAGCCACAUUGCAGAGGGCACUUUUACUGAUCUUGAAAAGUUGGCACGGUUAGACCUGACAUCAAACCAUCUCCAGAAGCUUCCUCCAGAUCCUAUCUUUGCUCGAUCACAGAGCAACACUCUUCUCAGCACACCCUUUGUCCCAGUCCUGUCUCUUAGCUUUGGUGGAAACCCCCUACAUUGUAACUGUGAGAUUCUCUGGUUGCGUCGUCUAGAGCGGGAGGAUGAUAUGGAAACAUGUGCCUCCCCUCAGAGUCUAAAAGGUCGCUACUUCUGGUAUGUGCGAGAGGAAGAGUUUGUCUGUGAGCCACCAUUAAUUACUCAACACACACAUAAGCUACUGGUCCUAGAGGGUCAGACUGCCAGCUUACGUUGCAAGGCUGUGGGUGACCCCAUGCCUCUCAUACACUGGGUUGCUCCAGAUGACCGACUAAUCAGUAACUCAUCCAGGGCUACAGUCUAUGAAAAUGGCACUUUGGACAUUAUUGUAACCACUUCUAAGGAUUAUGGGACAUUUACUUGCAUUGCAGCAAAUGCAGCUGGAGAAUCGACAGCCUCAAUCGAGCUCUCCAUCAUUCAGCUCCCCCACCUUAGUAAUAGCACUAACCACACAUCCCAGCCCAAAUCCAGACUAUCAGACAUCACCAGCUCCACUAAAACCAGUAAAGGGGAGACACAUGCUCAACCAGAGCAGGUAGUUUCAGUGUCAGAAAUCACAGCAGUCUCUGUUCUGGUCAAGUGGACAGUUAGCAAAGUGGCACCCAAAGUCAAAAUGUACCAGCUCCAGUACAACUGUUCAGAAGAUGACGUCCUGAUUUACAGGAUGAUUCCAGUGACCAGCAAAUCCUUUGUGGUCAACAACCUGAUGCCAGGGAUGCAGUAUGACCUGUGUGUGCUUGCCAUCUGGGAAGACACUGCCACAACACUCACUGCCACCAACAUAGUUGGUUGCGUGCAGUUUGAGAUGCAUGAUGAGUACCCCCGUUGCCAAUCACUACAUAGUCAGUUUCUGGGCGGUACCAUGAUCUUGGUGAUUGGUGGAGUGAUCGUGGCCACCCUCUUGGUCUUUAUUGUCAUUCUUAUGGUUCGCUACAAAGUGAACAGCAGUUUGCAGAUUGCAAAGUUUGUGACAGUGAGCAACACCUACUCCCAGACCAAUGGUAGAACUCAGGCAACUCAGCAACUUAACAACGGUGCUCCAACAUCACAGGCUCCAAAGACCAUAGUGGUGAUGCGGGACGAAGUGGUGGAGUUUAAAUGUGGCUCUUUGCAGAGUAGCAUCUCGUCCUCAUCAUCAUCUUCAGGAGACUCCCUUGGUAGCGAGAAAGUCAAGUCUUAUAACAUGCAUGGCGAGUCCAGCACCUUGCCCAAAAGGUGGAAGCAAACGUCAACCAAGACACGACCAAACCUGGACAACCUACUUGGGGCAUUUGCUUCUCUGGACCUGAGGGCUCCUGCAAGAGAUCCAGGUUGUCCAUCUUCCUCAGGAACUAUGGCAAUUACAAUGAGACCACCCACUGACAAGGAGCCUUUACUAGGCCAUGUUAAUUCCAGACUUGGAAGUCCUGUAAUGCUACCAACAGAGAACAAGCCCAAGCGCAGCCACUCAUUCGACAUGGGCGACUUUGGUGCUUCGCAGUGCCUUCGCAAUGCCCCACGACGCAUCAGUAACAUUUGGACUAAGAGGAGUCUCUCUGUCAAUGGCAUGCUCCUGCAAUGUGACGAGAGUGAAGGGGAAGGUGAUAAAGCAACAUUUGAUAGCUCUGAGUGGGUCAUGGAGAGUACAGUCUGACAUGGAACAAAACACUAGCUCUGCCAAUAAACAAGAACAACAAAAAAUAACAUAUUGUUCAAACAUGCCAGUUGUGAAGGAACUUGUCUUGCUGCAUCAUAUGAUGUCAAGAAGGACACAAACGGCCAUAAUAAAAAGACACCUAAUGACUGUGGCCAUGACUGUGUAAUGCAUGAUUUUCCAUGUAAGUUAUAUUGUCCUUCUGUCCAUUUGAUCACAAAGAUGUUCAAAGGUUUGUGUCUGAGUAAGGCAAGCAGCUGAGGCCAGUGCUGGCCCUGUUUAUUGAGAUUUGGUUGUGAGAAAUCUCUUGUUGCCUUCAAGCAUUAGAGCAGAUAUGCGUAAAUUCCCAAGAACUAGAGAAGCAAGGGGAAUAAAAGUGAGAAUUUAUCUGACUGUGCACUGCAGUUUGCCAAGAGGACUUUCUUCAGCAAAGUGGAUGUGCAUCACAAAGGACCAAGCGUUCACAUGAGAUGGGACAACAGCAGUUGUUCAGCAGAUUAAAUGAAAAAAUAAAUGCAAAUAUAGUGAAUUUUUGUAGGUUGUUUUUAAUCAUUUCUGUUGUUUUCCCCCCAGUUUUAGUGUUGUAACCUAAUGUCACACCAUUUUGUAUGAGCAGACAAAGAAAAUGCCAGAAUGUCUUUCCUGAUCAACACCCUUUAAAGUCGGCAUGAAACGGAAGUUGCUACCAACUUUACUUCCAUAUUGUGACGUAUUUCUGAGUGAAAUGGCAUAUCGAACAAGAGCAAAUGUCAGGUUGGGACAUUAUUUUAUCCAUCGGUUGUUGAUUGGAUUUUGAAAGGUGGGCAUUGUAUACCUGAAUGGAGGCAGAUCUUAAUGCAAGUUUGCAGUCGACACAAACACACACCCCUUCCACUGUGCUGCUUGAGCCAGAACCGGUUACCGGGGAAAUUGAGUUGAGCAGCGAUCUCAUCUAGCUGAUAACAUAACACAAGAGUACAUCAUGGUCUUUGCUCACGACGAGGCUGUAGCUGAAGAGAAACAAGUGAGUACAAGAUCACAAUAUUUCAACAUUUUAAAUCACAAUGCACUUAAUUCAAAGGGAAAACACCUUGUGCUGUACAUCCCAAGAUACCUGCAUUAAAAAAUAUGAAUAAACUCCAGAGGCAUACGAGUC